Messenger RNA from Drosophila bipectinata, 2983 nucleotides. Its product is annotated as spondin-1. Gene Ontology annotation, biological process: cell adhesion. Lineage: Eukaryota; Metazoa; Arthropoda; Insecta; Diptera; Drosophilidae. The record is from RefSeq and is a predicted model, not a curated record. Gene Ontology annotation, cellular component: extracellular matrix. Gene Ontology annotation, molecular function: serine-type endopeptidase inhibitor activity.
GAGUGCCCUACGAGUUGGAGGUUUCUUAUUUAUAUACAUCAGUUUCUAAAAUCUAGAGCUAAAUGGCCCAUCAAUACUAAGCUGUACAAUUGCCAAAAAGUAUCUAAGAGAUACCCAAAAUACAUUAAAUACCAGUCACAGAUACUAAGCUAUAUAGCUCGUCAGAAUGAGGGUCCUGCCGGUCCUUCUUGUGGUUCUGGCCUUGGCAAGGAUCGAGGCCUGUAACCGGUCGCCGUCGGGAACUACUGCAGCCAAAUCACCGGUGGACGAUAACUUUGUGUUAUCCGUGGGCGGAAAUGCCCACAGCUACGUCCCUGGACAGAAAUAUAAUGUUACUCUCAGUGCCUUUGGCGGCCUGUCGUUCGUGAGCUUCAUGUUGGCUUUGGAUCUGGAAACUGGAGAGAGCGAGGACAAUCCGAAUGCAGUGGGCACCUGGGAAAUAAGCGAUCUGGCCGAGACUCGUUUUAGCCCGAGGUGUGCCAAUCUAGUGGAGAACACAAACACGAAUAUCAAAACCCGGGUGGACUUGGUUUGGGUCGCUCCUUCCACACCAGGACAAGGAUGCAUCCUGCUGAGGGCAACAGUACUGCAGCACCGGGAUGUGUGGUUCAUGGACGAUGGUUUUCUCACCAAAAGGAUGUGUGAGGAGGAGGUGGACGACAUUGACACUCAGCCCAGCAUCAUGGAUCCUUGCUGUGCCUGUGAUGAAGCCAAAUAUGAGCUCACCUUUGAGGGCAAAUGGUCGCGGCACACGCAUCCCAAGGAUUUUCCGGCCAAUAGCUGGCGUACCAGAUUCAGCGACAUCAUUGGGGCAUCCCAUACCAUAGACUACAGAUUCUGGCAGUACGGGGAGUUAGCCAGUGAAGGACUGCGGGAGGUGGCCGAACACGGCUCCACCCGUACCCUGGAGAGCGAGCUGAAGGAUCAGAGCGAACACAUCCGGACAAUCAUCAAGGCCCGGGGCAUAGCUUAUCCGAAUGUUACGGGCAAGACGUUCGCUGUUUUCCGUGUGGAUUCCAGUCACCACCUGAUAUCGCUGGUCUCCAUGGUGGAUCCCUCGCCGGAUUGGAUAGUGGGUGUUUCUGGUCUGGAGUUGUGUUUGCCUAACUGUUCCUGGGUGGAAAACAAAGUGCACAAUCUCUAUCCUUGGGAUGCGGGCACAGAUAGUGGGCCUUCUUACAUGUCAGCAGAUCAACCACAAGUUCCGCCAGAUGUUAUCCGUCGCAUCAAGUCCAACUAUCCCAAUGAUCUACGGUCACCCUUCUACGAUCCCACUGGCGCCCAGAUGAAGCCUCUGGCCACCUUGCACAUUAACCGGCGACGCCUGUACGAAAAGAACUGCGAAUCAACGGAUUCGGAACAACUACCGCCUGAGUGCGCCACCGAGGCGUGGUCUAAAUGGGAUGAGUGCACCACCAAGUGCGGACCCGGAAAGCAAUACCGGACACGUGAAUUCAAGAACCCCGUGCUGGCCUCGCGCCAUCGUUGCAACAAUGCCCUCCGCGAGGAAAAGAACUGUGUGGGUCGCAAGUGCGCCAGUUUCAAUGAGGAAGAAGUCGAGGCUCAACAGGAAACCGGUGGCACUCCCCCGGGUGGCUACGAUGAUCCGCAAUGCGGCCUGUCGGAAUGGAGCGAGUGGUCCUCCUGCACGGUGACCUGUGGCACCGGCGAGAUGACGCGAUCCCGCCAUUAUCUCAACAAGAAGGCCAAAAAGAAGUGCCAGAAGGCGAGCAAGGUGCGACUGCAGGAAACAAAGGUCUGCGAGGCUAUGGAGUGCGGUGGUGACAUCGAGAACGGUGCUGAUGGAGGCGGUGAUCCGGAAGAGGAACAGUCUGGUGGCGAAAAUGGAGGCUCUGCGGAGAAGCGUUCGAUAUUCCGCAAUUUUGAAAGCUACAGCCAGCACCGGGAGGACUUUAUCCCGCCUGUUUGUGGAGUGACUCCUUGGUCUGACUUUUCACCCUGCUCAGCUCCUUGUGGUGGACAUGGAAAGCGCCAACGCAUUCGCAAGGUCUGGAAUAACAAUCAGGUCUACGGAGUGGAAGAUCCCAACUAUGAUGGUCCGGAUCCCUGUCGCCACAUCAAGUUGCAGGAGGAGGUGAACUGCACGAAUCCCAGCUGCGACACCAUCGUACCAGGUUUCUGCUACGAUCAACUGACGGAUAGUCCCUGCCGGGACAGCGAUGUGGUAAACUUCUGGUAUUAUGACCACGUGAGUGACCACUGCGCCAUCUACUGGUCGGACCGGUGCGACACCAACCGCAACAAGUUUAAGUCGAAGGAGGAGUGCGAAGACACUUGUCGCGUGCCGCGUCACAAGCAGGAGCUGCAGCACGAUGGCCGUCCGCCAGUUGAUUGCCUGGUCUCCGAGUGGGUGUCCCACAUAUGCAAUGCCACCUGCGGCGAUGGUUACCAGCUGCGAACGCGACGUGUCUUGAGAACUCCCAAAUACGGCGGUCGUUCAUGUCCCAAGCACUUGGUACGUCUGGACCGCUGCUAUCAGAGAUGCGACGACAUGUAUUCCAUAAGCAGUCGCGGUUUCGGCGAGAGAAGGCACGUGGUGAAGGUCCAUCCGAUGCCUGAGCGAGAUGAGUGUCGCUAUUCGGAGUGGUCUGCCUGGACGCCGUGCACCGCCACUUGUGGCGACAAUGCUGUACGCCAGCGCACCCGCACCCUCCUCAACACGGACAUGAGCUUCAAGUGCAAGGACCGGGUUCGAAUAGAGAAGUGUGUGAUGAUGCCCUGCUUGCUGACCAGCAACGACGAUCCCGACAGGUGGUGACUGUAGCCGAGAUGAAGAUUCUUUAGCUGUAAUAAGUAUUAAUUGUAAUCCAAUUAUGUAAUCACAUAGAAAAAUGAUAUUUCAAAUAUUCUGGAUUAACUUUCAAAAGUUUUACUUUAGGGAAAGAGCUCUGUAUAGCUUACUCUAUGUUAUAUGGCGUACUGACUGCUCUAAUUAAUAAACCAAAAAAGGUCUAUUUCCCUU